UUUAUUAUUUAAAACUACAUUUAAUUUAAAAACAUUUUCAAUAAAAUUGCUGAAUGUACACAUUUUACCCGCCAAAUUUACCGUUCGACGCGCCAUGAUGUUACACAUUGUUCGGUGGUAGAAUUCAAAUAAACGUCUCCAGUCAUUCACGUGUAAUGUUUCUUCUGAUCUAUCUUUAAAAAGUUUGUGUAACGACGAAUAUUUAAUAUGAGCGAAGAUAAUUACGACGACAUUCGAAAAAGAAAUAUAGCCGAAAGGGACGCUAUUUUAGCCGAAAUAUUUAAAGAUUUUAAGGAGCAGAAAAAUGAAACAAAACAGGUAACAAAAGAAUAUAAAGACACAGAUAAUUUGGAAAAUCAACCACCGAGGAAGAGACGUAAAACUGUUUCCGGUACUGUUAAUGAUGAUAAUUUUAAAAUUAAUGUACGUCUUGGAUUUCGUAAAAAAUACAACACUAGAAGCAGAGCAAAAAAUUUAGGCAAAAAUAUUUCAAGUACAUCGAGAAAUGACGGAGAGGAAAACGAGGAAAACGAGGAAAACGAGGAGAAUGAAGGUUUAGAGGAACCUAGGGGUAAUAGACGUAAAUUACAUGUUUUAUUCUCUUGGGCAAAACCGUUUCAACGCUCGAUCGAUCUAAUGAAAAUGGGAGUCUGCGAUGUAGACCAGGAAGAUGAAGAUUAUGAUGAUGACGAUGACGACGAUGAUGAUAAUGAUUUUUACAAUUACCCAAACAAGAAAAGAGUUUACAAAGUAACCAGAUCUCCAUACGAUCCAAACAGUAUUCCAUCCAUCGAUGAAAUUACAGAAGACAUGCUAAAUAAUAUAGCAGAGAAAAGUUCUUCGAAAGAUUAUAGUAGCGUUAAUGGAACUAGUUGUCAUCAGUGCAGACAGAAAACUUUAGAUACAAAAACAGUGUGUCGAUCGGGAGAGUGCAUCGGUGUUAGGGGUCAAUUUUGUGGACCGUGUUUAAAAGGAAGAUAUGGCGAAAGCGCUGUUAAAGCAUUAAAAGACCCUAAUUGGGCUUGUCCGCCGUGCCGUGGUCUGUGUAACUGCAGCAUAUGUAGAACAAGAAGCGGUUUACGUCCCACAGGUAUUUUAGCUCCUGUGGCACAUGGGGAAGGAUAUUCAUCCGUUAUGGACUAUCUCAAGUCCACUGAAAUUGAUGACACGUGAUUCCAAUCAUUCAAAAUAAUUUAACUAUCGUAACGAUUAAAUAUCAACGAAUUUAUUUUUGCUAUCAAAUAUACUGUUUAAAGUAAUUAUACUGUGUAUGAAACGAACUUUUUUCAUCUUCUCCUUC
Molecule: messenger RNA, 1300 nt
Organism: Colletes gigas
Lineage: Eukaryota; Metazoa; Arthropoda; Insecta; Hymenoptera; Colletidae
Product: cell division cycle-associated protein 7-like
Exons: 3
Coding region: 208-1173 (321 amino acids)
Biological process (GO): regulation of DNA-templated transcription
Cellular component (GO): nucleus
Source: RefSeq, a predicted model, not a curated record